Molecule: messenger RNA, 4518 nt
Organism: Sardina pilchardus (European sardine)
Lineage: Eukaryota; Metazoa; Chordata; Actinopteri; Clupeiformes; Clupeidae
Product: SH3 domain and tetratricopeptide repeat-containing protein 1
Exons: 17
Coding region: 233-4303 (1356 amino acids)
Molecular function (GO): protein binding
Source: RefSeq, a predicted model, not a curated record
UUGUUGACCGCUGCGAGACAUCUGGGCAGCUGUCACUGAAUUGUGCGCUUUUCUUCUCACCACCAACCCAGCCAUGGUCGUCUCGUCUGCGAACUGCGCACAAUGAAGACAUCCGCAACUUGUACCAACCUCAGUGUUUCUAUUAGUUUAUGAAUCGCUCGUGUGAGUGUGAGGAGCGCGUGAUGAGGACACGCUUGCCCACGCAGCAGUAAACGCUUCCAUUCUUAACAAGAUGUCAACAGCUGUACAUCGAAAUUCCUUUACUCAAGUCGGGAACGGAGUAGACUAUGAAAGUGCUCGAACGGGUCGAAGACUUCGUCGUGAAUUAUCUGCAGCAGAGAUAUAUUCGGACCAUGACCUGGAUUUAAAUAAGGACUCCUACGGCACCAGGGACAUGGAGCAAAAGUCUUCAAGAGGCACUGGAAGCAUCAAGCGCCAGUGCUCAACUUCUGAGGACAACAUACCCACUGUGCUGUCUUUGCAGCUGGCUAUGGUGCAAGGGCUGGACAGGCUUCCUGACAGCGAGGGGGCACAGGAUGUGUUGCGAGGGAAGCUCCGUCUGCUGGAAGCUGACCCCGGGAAGGUCACGACCCUGCUCUUAGAACUCUCUGCCCAUCUGUUAACCAUAAACAGUGACGACAACAUCAUAAAUGUCACCUUCAAAACCUUUGAGGAAAUCUGGAAGUUCAACACAUAUUACAAAAUGGGGUUGCUGGGUCAGUGCAUGGAGAUUUUGCUGCUGGACCAGGACUUCUGGCUGAACUCGCUGGACCAAGAGGAUGCUGGGAUAGAAAUAUCCAUCAGAGAGGAGACCAUGAAUCACAUGUACAGAGGCAUCCUCAUGCAAGAAGGAUCUUUCUUUGCUUCGUGCACGUCCAACCAAAUGUUUGACAGCUCAACGUCAGGAAGUGACCUCUAUUUGGAGAAGGGCGACAUCGCCCUCUUUGAGCCACCCUUUCUGGGCUCAGGGUGGACAGUGCUGUCUUUGGCAGACGGGUCUCGCGGAACCAAACCUAAACCAGCCCUGGAGCCAGUCAUCCCUUUCUAUGAGUGGUUUCUAAAGUCAUGUCCUGAAGGAACCAUAGUUGGCAAUGGAAAAGCCGCUCACAAUUUCCCUUAUCAUCUUGCCACAGGUGCCUGUGUGGCCACAGCAGACCAUGACGCCAACUCUCCGGACGAGCUGAGCUUUGAGGCAGGGGAUCACAUCACGGCGGUGGGGCUGCUGGCGUCCUGCUACCAGUGGUUCCUAGGGAGGAGGGAGGCCAAUGGAGAUGUAGGACUGGUGCAGAUACAUCUGGUCAAACCAGCAGAUACUCUUUGUGAGUCAACAGAUCUGUUUCUAAGCACAGAAGACCGGUUGUUCCUUAAACUGGAACAGGACAAAAUUAAGGAGGAGACAAUUGCCAUGUUGAAAAAGACAUCCCAGAGUGAUGUUGGGACUGUCUACCAACUCGAUUUGAUCAGUGAUUCCCUUCCUAUCUCAAGUAAAAUAGUUCACCAACCAGAAGAUGGAGAUGUGAAUGCCAACACAGAAGUGGAACUGAAAAAUAAAAUUGUGGAUUAUCUUCACUGUCUGGCAAAGUCUGAUGGAACGGUGUCAUCUUCAGACAAGCCUGAUGAAACUGAGGUGUCUUCAGACAAGGUGGUGGAAAGCAAGGACAUGCCGACCUUCACGGUCUGCUCCGAAGCAGAGGGCACCAGUACCGACGGGCACCACUCCCUCCUGUUGUUCCUGGGCGGCCGCGAUUUCCGCGAGGAGCUACGCUCCCUGUACACCUCUUACCCAGAAUUCCUCAUGUCCUGCUUCCGCGGGCACGCCGACGAGGAGGAGCUGGUGGCCUACCUGAGCGUCGCCCGGGAAACGGCCCGGAAGAAGCGCCAGUCGUGGGCCCAGAGCCGGAUCUGCUUCCUGCUGGGCCAGAUGUGCGCCAGCCGCUCCAAGUUCUCCCAGGCCCGGGUCUACUACGAGGAGGCCCUGAGCGUCCCCGUGGACUCCUUCUCGGACAUGCCCAUGCUGUGCGCGCUCUACGCCAACCUGACGCUCGUUUACCUGACGCAGAAGAACACAGAGAAGUACUUCGCCCUGUCGGAGCGCAUGGCCGCGCUCUUGAUGGGCGUGCCCAACGCCAUCACGGGCACGGAGGACCCCGAGGUGCUCAAGUUCCUCCUGAAAAAGGCCAUCUUGUCCGGCAACAAGCCAGCCGAGGCGCGGAGCUGUUACCUGAUGGCCAAGCUCCACCUGAAGCUCGGAGAGGCGGCGAGCGCCGUGGCCUUCCUGGAGAGGUUUCAGAUCCUCGCCGGCCAGCUGUCGGGAGUCUGCCAGGGCAUCCGUAGCCACGGCUACCUGUUGCUAGGGAGACUGUACAGCGACCUGAGCCUGCCCCACCUGGCCGUGAGCGCGGCGCACCGGGCCUCGGUGCAGGCGUCCACCACGCUCGCGGACUGCCUGUGCGGCAUCUCGCUGCUGCUGGAGAACGCGCCCCGGCUCUACGGCGUGGCCGUGCCCGCUCAGGUGGCCCCCUACCUGAGCCGCGCCGUCUACCUGGCGCGCGAGGGCUCGGAGCUCCCCCUGGCCCACGUCCACGCGCUCUGCCUCUCCCGGCUGUUCCACCAGCACGGCCUGACCGACCGCGCCGCGGGCUACAUGCGGGCGUUCCUCCGGGGCCUGGGCGCGACGACGGCGGCGACGGCGGCGGCGGUGCCCGGCGUGAGCCAGGGCGACGUGGCGGACGCCCUGAUCUGGCUGGCGUGGCUGCACGUGUGCGGCGGGCGGCCGCGCGUGGCCCUGGGCGUGCUGGACGCCGUGCUGGCCUCGCUGCCCGAGCACUGCACCACGCGGCAGGAGGGCGUGGUCUACAACAUGCGCGCCGUCGCCCUGCGCCGCGCCGGCGACCUCCGCCACGCCGCCGAGAGCUACCGGGCGGCGGCGGAGGUGUGCGAGGAGUUCGAGGACCGCCACAACUGGGCCGUGGCGCUGGCCAACCUGGGCCUCCUGUGCCUGAGGGCGCGAGCGCGGAGCCUGGCCGAGGAGCACCUGGUGCAGGCCGUGGAGCUCUUCGCCGAGCUGGAGGAGGACGAGCUGCACGGCCACGAGCUGAGCUUCAUCACCGUGCUGCUGGAGCUGGGUCAGCACUACGUCGCCCAGGGCUACCACGAGAGGGGGAAGGUCUACUACGAGUGGGCCCUGCUGCUCGCCAUCCACGCAGGACAGUCGGAGAGUCAGCUCAAGGCCACUCGUCACUUGUGUCACCUGUACGGCCAGGUGUGUCCAAAUGAGGCCCAGUGCAUCAUCUACAAUGAACACCAACUGGCUCUGGUGCAUCACAUGGGGGAUCGCAGUGUGGAGGCAGACAUUUUGGAGACCAUCAGUCAACUCUACCUAGGGCUGGGCACAGAAAAGGCCAACAGAUCAGCGCUGGAGCACACCAAGCAGAGCCUGGGCAUCUUCAUAGACCUGGGCAUGAAGAGGAAGGAGGCCAGAGCCUGGCUGCAGGCUGGCAAGAUCUAUCACAUCCUGCGGCAAACGGAACUAGUGGAGCUCCACGUGCAGGUGGCACAGGACGUGGGACUGAGCACGGGCGACACUCAGUUCAUCCUGGAGCUGCUGGAGGCCGCAGGAGACAUCUUCUUCAACAGCACGGUGGAGAGGGACAAGGCCGUCUGCUUCUACAGGGAUCGUGCCCUCCCCAUCGCUGUGAAGACAGGCAGUGUGCAGUCCCAGCUGAGGUUGUGCAAUAAACUGGCUGAGCUCCUGCUGCAGACGAGAGCCUGUGAGGAGGCUGUGGAGUUCGCCCAGACCGCACUGGACCUCAGCGUUUCACACGGAGAUCAUCUGAACGAGAGGGUUGCGUUCCAUCGCCUGGCCACGCUGUACCACUGCCUGGGUCAAUUUGAGAUGGCCGAGCACCACUACCUGAAGGCCCUGUCCCUCUGUCCCACACCGCUACAGUAUGACGAGGAGACCUUGUACUAUGUCAGAGUCUACCAGACUUUAGGGGACAUCAUCUUUUAUGACCUCAAGGACCCCUUUGAUGCAGCUGGAUACUACCACCUGGCCUUGGCGGCUGCCAUGGAUCUGGGCAAUAAGAAGGCCCAGCUGAACCUAUGCACCCGUCUGGCCACCAUCUACCAUAACUUCCUCAUGGACCGCGAGCUGUCGCUUUUCUUCUACCAGCGGGCCCGGACAUUUGCAUCAGACCUCAACGUACGCCGCAUCAACCUGGCACCCGAUCAGAACUUUCAGAGCACAGCACAGUACCGAACAGAUGCCCAGCGCUUAAGCUUGGUCGCCGCUACAGGAUAAUCAUGACGAUAGUUGGGCCAGUUCAGCUCACAGACAGCGGCCCGGAUCUCACAUUGGGCUUCCAAGUUGCUUUUAAAAUGUACCUCCCAUUGUGAGUCACAUACAGGUGUGUAAAUGACAGGAUUCACAUUUCUGGCAGAAAAUGUUUUGGUACUUUGUUGCAUUAUACUGUUGAAUUAAAUUCAAUUAAUUAUUAAAACUCACAAUAUGCAGAA